This is a messenger RNA of Plutella xylostella (diamondback moth), 1618 nucleotides long. RefSeq names its product Probable cytochrome P450 303a1 (gene Cyp303a1). Gene Ontology annotation, biological process: xenobiotic metabolic process. Gene Ontology annotation, cellular component: intracellular membrane-bounded organelle; cytoplasm. The record is from RefSeq and is a predicted model, not a curated record. Gene Ontology annotation, molecular function: steroid hydroxylase activity; heme binding; oxidoreductase activity, acting on paired donors, with incorporation or reduction of molecular oxygen, reduced flavin or flavoprotein as one donor, and incorporation of one atom of oxygen. Lineage: Eukaryota; Metazoa; Arthropoda; Insecta; Lepidoptera; Plutellidae.
GCGAAAUUAUGCUUUUAUGAAUGAGGUUUAUGAACUCAGAGGAAGGAUGUUGUCGCCGGUUUCGUUGCAGUAAACUUUAUUAACGAUAUUAACGUUUUAUUUUCCAGAUGUGGCUGGCAGUGUUAAUAAUCGUGUUAGCAGUCUGCCUGCUGCUCUACCUGGACACUAUCAAGCCACGAAAUUUUCCGCCUGGUCCCAAAUGGAUGCCUAUACUAGGGAGCGCUAGAGAAGUCUCCAGGCUCAGGGAGAAAACCGGCUACCUCUACAAAGCCGUGAAGAAACUCUCCGAGCAAUACUGCCACAAUGGACCCACCCUGGGACUAAAGAUAGGAAAAGACAAGAUCGUGAUGGUGAACUCGUUGGAAGCUAACAAGGAGAUGCUCUACAACGAAGACUUGGACGGAAGACCUCGGGGCAUAUUCUACCAGACGCGCACGUGGGGCCAGCGGCGGGGGGUGCUGCUGACCGACGGCGAGCUGUGGAAGGAGCAGCGCAAGUUCCUGCUGAGGCACCUCAAGGAGUUCGGCUUCGGGCGCCAGGGCAUGGGCGAGAUCGCGCAGUUCGAGGCCACCGCCAUGGUCAAGGACAUCCUGGAGCUCAUCGACAGCAGCCCCGACCGCACCGCCGUCGUUCAGAUGCACAACUUCUUCAACACGUACAUCCUGAACACGCUGUGGACCAUGAUGGCGGGGCUGCGCUACAAGGCGAGCGACCCGGAGAUGCAGGUGCUGUACGGGCUGCUGUUCGACCUGUUCGCCGGCAUCGACAUGGUGGGCACAGCCUUCAGCCACUUCCCCGUGCUGCGCUUCCUGGCGCCCACGCUCUCCGGCUACAAGUACUUCGUCCGUACCCACAAGAGGAUCUGGGCGUUUCUGAACGCGGAGCUAAAGAAGCACAAAGACCGGUUCAAUCCCGAGAACGAGGAUAAGGACUUUAUGGACGUUUACAUCAGAGUGUUGAAGGAGAAGGGCGAGGGGAACACGUACUCGGAGGGGCAGCUGGUGGCGAUGUGCAUGGACAUGUUCAUGGCGGGCACGGAGACCACCACCAAGAGCAUGAGCUUCUGCUUCUCGUACCUGGUGCGCGAGCAGACGGUGCAGGCGCGAGCGCAGGCCGAGAUCGACCGCGUGGUGGGCCGCGACCGGAUGCCCUGCCUCGGCGACCGCGUCAACAUGCCGUACAACGAGGCUGUGGUGCACGAGUGCGUGCGCCACUUCAUGGGGCGCACGUUCGGCGUGCCCCACCGCGCGCUCAAGGACACCGUGCUGGCUGGCUGCAUCAUACCCAAGGACACGAUGGUGGUCUCCAACUUCACCAACAUCCUGAUGGAUGAGAAGGUGUACCCCGACCCUUACGCCUUUCGGCCGGAGCGGUUCCUGUCGGACGGCAAGGUGUCCAUCCCCGACCACUACUUCCCGUACGGGCUGGCCAAGCACCGCUGCAUGGGCGAGGUGUUGGCCAAAUGCAACAUCUUCGUGUUCACCACCACGCUGCUGCAGCGGUUCAGCUUCCUCCAGGCGCCGGGCGAGCCGCUGCCCUCGCUGGAUCACGUGGAUGGCGCCACGCCCUCCGCCGCGCCGUUCAAAGCCCUCAUCGUGCCGAGGACCUGAGGCUAUGC